Lemur catta (Ring-tailed lemur) is the source of this 3311-nucleotide messenger RNA. RefSeq names its product tripartite motif containing 62 (gene TRIM62). The record is from RefSeq and is a predicted model, not a curated record. Gene Ontology annotation, molecular function: zinc ion binding; protein binding. The transcript has 6 exons. The coding region runs from base 76 to 1503 and encodes 475 amino acids. Gene Ontology annotation, biological process: innate immune response; positive regulation of canonical NF-kappaB signal transduction. Lineage: Eukaryota; Metazoa; Chordata; Mammalia; Primates; Lemuridae.
GGUUGAGAGGCUGAGCUGGACCCGAGCUGUGGCUGCUGAACCCGCCAGGGCCCCCUCUCCGCCGCCCCUGGCGCCAUGGCGUGCAGCCUCAAGGACGAGCUGCUCUGCUCCAUCUGCCUGAGCAUCUACCAGGACCCCGUGAGCCUGGGUUGCGAGCACUACUUCUGCCGCCGCUGCAUCACCGAGCACUGGGUGCGGCAGGAGGCUCAGGGCGCCCGCGACUGCCCCGAGUGCCGGCGCACGUUCGCCGAGCCCGCGCUCGCGCCCAGCCUCAAGCUGGCCAACAUCGUGGAGCGCUACAGCGCCUUCCCGCUGGACGCCAUCCUCAGCGCGCGCCGCGCCGCGCGACCCUGCCAGGCGCACGACAAGGUCAAGCUCUUCUGCCUCACGGACCGCGCGCUGCUCUGCUUCUUCUGCGACGAGCCCGCGCUGCACGAGCAGCACCAGGUCACCGGCAUCGACGAUGCCUUCGAGGAGCUGCAGAGGGAGCUGAAGGAGCAGCUUCAGGCCCUUCAGGACAGCGAGCGGGAGCACACGGAGGCGCUGCAGCUGCUCAAGCGACAGCUGGCGGAGACCAAGUCUUCCACCAAGAGCCUGCGGACCACCAUUGGCGAGGCCUUCGAGCGGCUGCACCGGCUGCUGCGCGAGCGGCAGAAGGCCAUGCUGGAGGAGCUGGAGGCGGACACAGCCCGCACGCUGACCGACAUCGAGCAGAAAGUCCAGCGCUACAGCCAGCAGCUGCGCAAGGUGCAGGAGGGGGCCCAGAUCCUGCAGGAGCGGCUGGCUGAAACCGACCGGCACACCUUCCUGGCGGGGGUGGCCUCACUGUCCGAGCGGCUCAAGGGGAAAAUCCAUGAGACCAACCUCACCUACGAAGACUUCCCGACUUCCAAGUACACAGGCCCCCUGCAGUACACCAUCUGGAAGUCCCUGUUCCAGGACAUCCACCCAGUGCCAGCCGCUCUGACCCUGGACCCCGGCACUGCCCACCAGCGCCUGAUCCUGUCUGACGACUGCACCAUUGUGGCCUAUGGCAACCUGCACCCACAGCCACUGCAGGACUCACCGAAGCGCUUCGACGUGGAGGUGUCUGUGCUGGGCUCUGAAGCCUUCAGUGGCGGCGUCCACUACUGGGAAGUGGUGGUGGCAGAGAAGACCCAGUGGGUGAUUGGCCUGGCACAUGAAGCCGCGAGCCGCAAGGGCAGCAUCCAGAUCCAGCCCAGCCGUGGCUUCUACUGCAUCGUCAUGCACGACGGCAACCAGUACAGCGCCUGCACGGAGCCCUGGACGCGGCUCAACGUCCGGGACAAGCUCGACAAGGUGGGUGUCUUCCUGGACUAUGACCAAGGCUUGCUCAUCUUCUACAACGCCGAUGACAUGUCCUGGCUCUACACCUUCCGCGAGAAGUUCCCCGGCAAGCUCUGCUCCUACUUCAGCCCUGGCCAGAGCCACGCCAAUGGCAAGAACGUCCAGCCGUUGCGGAUCAACACCGUCCGGAUCUAGUCCAGGCGCCGGAGACCACAGCCUUCUGGGGCCACUGCCACAGCAAGAGCCCUGCCCAGGAGAUGGGAACCCUGGACUCUGGCCCACCUUGGCCACUCUGAGACCUCAGGCCAGUUGUUUACCCAUCAGCCUCCAUUUCUCUGUCUGUAAAAUGGAAUUUGUGCCCCAUGAUUCCUGAACUGUCUUCCAGCAUUGGUGUUCUGUAGCUCUGACCUUGAUGGGGAUACAGCUUUGGUCCAAGGAUGUGACUUGGCUUCUCCUCAGGGCAACCCCUGCCCAACCCUCAUCCCCAUCCUCUCAGGGGCAGGGGACUACCUCCCUAUGUCUCCCUCCUGCCCAGCUGCCCUGGCCUCAGGAAGUGUCGGAGUGUGGCCAGUGGUUGGCAACCCAAAGGAUACACAGAGCCCUCUUACGCUCCGUGGCCUAAGACCUGUACCUGACCGAGCUAGUGACGGGCCACUUUACCCUUGACCCCGGCCCACAGUGGACACAGGCAGUAGCUGGUCCUAGGCUUGUCUGAGAACCACCCUCUCCUGUCACCCCCAUCCCAAGAACUAUAAGGUUCCUGCUUUUCCCAUGGAUCUGCAGGUGAGCAGUGGUGCUGGGGGGUGUGGAAGGUACCCGGUAGUUUGGCCCAGAUGUUGCAGUCACUGUGCCACCACCUUCCACCCACAGGCCUAAGGGCAGGAUGAGGACACACCCCAGGCUGAUACAGAGUCCAUCAGCCUAAAGCCACCUGCAGAGCAAGCCUCACCCGCAAAUCGAGGUCCGCAGCAGCUCUGGACAAGGGUCCAGCCAGCCCUCAUCAGCCAGACCCCGUGACCUUCUAGGGUGUGGGGCGACUGCUGGGAAUAGUUGUUACAAUUAGGACCCAAGCGCUGGGAGGAGCUGUUGGCUGGGACCCCUCGCCAGACUUGGCAUCUAUCUCAGUUAGGAUCCUGUUGCAGAAAACAAGAGCCACUUUAGCUGGCUUAAUUAGACAAGGAUUUAUUACCCGGUCCCUGGUGGCUUGCAAAAUCCAUGGAAGGGCUGGAGGAGCAGACUCGACUGAAUUUCCAAGAACAGCUCCCAGCCACCAAAUUCAUCAUGUCUGUUGUGACCGGGAAGGCUGCUCCUGUCUGCAGGAAGCCACUGCAUCAGAAAGCUGCUGACGGCGGAACUGUGCUCCCUCUGCCACCAGCCGUGCCAGCAAACGGAUGUCCUGAGGCCUGCCGCUCUCCCACUUAACCCAGUUUCCAAACCCAGAUCUCUACGAGGGAUUCUUUCUGGGGACACUUAAGUCAGACCCAGAACCUUGGCUACAAGAGAGUCCGGGAAACGUGAUUUUCACCUUCCCAGUGUCAGCCACACAAAAGGCUCUGUAGGAGGCAGCUAGGAGGGGUGUUCAGCAAGCCUAUCUGCAUUUGUUGCCACGGCACUCGUGAAGAACUCAGGAGAGACUGGAGCCCACCUCUAGGCCUUGUCCUGCCCUGUGGCUCUGUCCCUGCCCAGAGGCGGGCACCCGCGGAGUGGGCUGCAAGACUGAGCCGAAACAUCUCCCGGCCUCAGCUUUUCCUCCUAGUCGUGGGGCCUUGACUCUGUACUUGGGGUUUCUGAGCACACCACCCCAAAGGAGCCAGAAGGGCUGGACUUGGGGGGCUCUUACUCAACAACUGCUGCCCACUGGGGCCUCCCUGAGCAAGAAUAAUCCUCAGCCCCACCCCACCCCUUCCACUACCAGAAUCUGGGCCACCCCAGCAGUAUUUUUAUUUAAAAUGUUGCCCAUUUUGUGAGUUAUGAUUGAUUUGUAUUAAAGUUACAGGAUGUCA